Molecule: messenger RNA, 4674 nt
Organism: Haliotis rubra (blacklip abalone)
Lineage: Eukaryota; Metazoa; Mollusca; Gastropoda; Lepetellida; Haliotidae
Product: PH domain leucine-rich repeat-containing protein phosphatase 2-like
Molecular function (GO): protein binding
Source: RefSeq, a predicted model, not a curated record
UGCAGCGGAGACGACCAGGUUGGUGCACUCUUCUGUGUAGUGUCGUGGAUCUGUUGAAGUAGCUGGGAGUGUGUCUUCAAACAUUGACAACAGUCUGUACUCAGAUAGUCUAGGCCAGUGGUUUCUGUGCCAAGUUCUCAGUUCUGUUGAAGUGUGUGUCGGGGAAAGGUGUGUCCGUGUUUGUGUCGGAGUGUGUACCAAGGCCCAGGUUGUCUGUGCUGGCUGCACACUGUAGAGCUGAAGGGAGUUGAUAGGACACAUUUACAUCCAGAAGGGACACGGGCACAGGAUUACUGCUGUGGAUAAUUAUAUUACUGAUAUCACAGUGCAUCUCCGAUGACCCUGCGAUGGAGCUUUGAUGAUAUUAUGACUCAGCCGUUCAUCUUGUCAUGCAUGAAUUGUCGGAGACUCUGAAAUAAUACAGUGCAAUAACAAACUGAGGUUGUCAUCAUACAAUGAGAGAUGUCUAUGAAAAGUUACAGUGGUUGGAGCGAUAACACCAAUGGCACAAACAGCGCAGCCGGCUCUCACUCCUACCUCCACAACGACACCCUCAGCAGCAAAUACCAUGGCAGUAACGCCUGGUGGAGCGUGGGGGAGUUCCUCAAACCCGGACUUACCCAUCAGAGUGUGGGUCUGACGCUCUCCAACAGCAGCAAUGAUGAUGAGACCUGGGACCUCUCCGACUCCCUGGCCGACCUCUACAUGGAGGUCAGCAAGCGGGAACAUGAGGCGACGGAACGUCUUGGAGGGGGAAGGGACAGAAGGGAACAUCGCAAGGUGGAUAUUCAGGCAUGGCUAGAGAAGGAUACCAGUCAUGGUUGUAUUCGUGUGUUCAAUUCAGACUCGGAGGAGAAUUCGCGAUUGUUUCCCUGUACAAUAUCGACAACUGCUCAGAAAAUCUGCAUGCAGAUUGGGAUACCGAGCAACUCUCUGCAUAUUCAGCAGAAUGGUGAUAUCAUUCGUCGUCUGGAACCGUUUGACUGUCCUCUUGCAAUUCAGAAUGAGUACCUCUCCAGUCUGGGCCUGACGGACAUUAAACGAGUGCAGGAGGAGGGACCAGAUGAUGAUCUGUGUUACCUGGUCAAGUUCUAUGCAGGCAAACCCAUCUCCGACAGUACAUAUUCCCGGAGUCAGCUGUCAUCGUAUGCCUACCUCCGUAAGGGGAAGCUACUCCACCAGUGGGUGAGACGACUCUGUGUGAUUACUGGAACCAGAUUACUUAUAUACAGAGAUCGCAGUGCCAAGCCUACGGUUGUCCAGUUGGCAAAAGGCUCUGUGGAAGAAGUACAGGUCAAAGGUCAGGAAUACUGUCUAAAGCUGACAUCGACCAUCCAGGGUGAAAGGUCAAUCUACAUCUCCUUCAUGAAUGCCGGUGAAUACAACAAGUGGAUCAAGAAGGCUAAAAAGGCAACCUCCAAACUUCCAACCAAGGCAGACCUUUCCAACUGCCAUCUGGAGUUCCUGCCAGAGACGGUCUUCAUCAACGAUGAUCUGGAAAUCCUGAUCUUGAGACACAACGUCCUUCGAGAACGCCCCAUUGAAGAGGAUAUCUACACAAUUGGAUGGCUGGAUGAUUUGCCAAGGUUCACCCACCUCCGAAGCCUCAACCUGGCUGACAAUGGCUUGGUCAACUUCCCCCAAGCUGUAUGUCGAAUGCGAACCCUGACUGAGCUCAAUGUCGCCAGCAACAAACUUGAGGAGGUCCCCUCCCAAAUAUCAGAACUCACCAACUUACAAGCCCUACAUCUUCACAAUAAUAGACUGUCAUCAUUGCCGGAGGAAAUAGCUCACAUGAAGAAACUAGUUGUCAUUGUGCUGGCAUUCAAUCGUUUUACGUUUAUUCCCAGCGUUUUGUGUCAGUCCCAUCAUGCAUCAUACAAACUGGACAGCCUUAUCAUGGCAGGAAACCAAAUAUCCCGUUUACCCACAGACUACUUAGACCAUAUGACACACAUCAAAAAGAUUGAUCUCAGAAUGAACAAACUUCAAUUGCUCCCGACAGAAACUGCUCGGUUUCAGUCACUAGAUCAUGUGACUCACCUUGACAUUCGAGACAAUGAGAUCGUCGACCUUGACAUUCGUGCAAUUCGUGCUCUGGAGUAUUUAAACUGUGAACGGAACAUGAUUCGAAGCCUUCAGAUCAAUGGAUCAUCAUUGAAGAACAUUUUUGUUUCACAUAAUAAAAUAGAGACUAUUUCCAUCAACCCCAAACCUGAGUGGCUUGUGUCUAUGGAUGUGUCCCAUAACCAGCUGAAAGAGGUUCCCUCAUGGCUAGGUGACUGUUUCUUCCUAGUACGACUGGAUCUGAGCCACAACAAGAUCACUCGUCUUCCUGAUAGGAUGCUGACUGAUGCAAGGAAGCUGAAGAUCCUCCGCCUGAACCACAACCAGCUGACGCAGCUGCCAGCGGACAUCAAGCAUUGCCUCAUCGAGGAGCUACACCUGGAGCGGAACCUCCUGACCCAGCUGCCUCCUGAACUCUUCAUCCGGGCCAAUAAACUAAGGUGCCUGAACCUCACAGGGAACUGUCUGGUUGACCUGCCAGCACCGAACCGUAACGACACGUACAACAAGCUGCAGGAGCUGUACCUCACCUCCAACAAACUCAUCAACAAGGCCAUAUUUAAAGUGUGCUGCUUCCCUAGACUUCGUGUCCUUCACCUUGCCAAAAACUGCAUCACAGAAAUCAAAGACAGUGAGUUCCAGAAACUGGAGCAGCUCCAGGAGCUGAACGUGUCCUUCAACAGCCUCCGGUUCCUGCCUGUAUGUCUGAGCAGACACACCAAGCUCCAGGUUCUACGAGCCAAUGCCAAUCUCCUGCAGGAGUUACCUAACUUCAGGAACUCUUCCAGUCUUAAGGUGUUAGAGGUUGGCACCAAUCGUCUAGAAAAUGUCAGUAUGGGCAACUUGAUGACAUCCAAGGUCAAUCUCCUUGACAUCUCCGGUAACCCAAAUAUCUUUGUCAAUACAGAUGAACUUCAAGGAAUCAAGAAUGCCAAGAGAGUCUGUAUGAUUGACAUGAGAGGACAGAACCGGUCUCUCAACAAUGUCUCCUCAAUGGAGGCGGAACUCAGCUGGCAGAGUGGGUUUUCUCAGACUUCAGGCAUGAGAAACAAGCUUUCAGUGGCAAUGCUCAAUAAAUCCAAGUUCAGCAACGCUGGGGAUGCUCUCUUCGGGAUAUUUGAUGGUGGCCGUAAUGAUGAAGUUGCUAAACUGAUGAUUGAGUUGGUGCCAGAGAUUGUUGCAGAAGAGAAACAGAAAAUGCCAACCCAGGAAGGUUUUCUAAAGUACACCAUGCUCUCAGCUCACAAGAAGAUCAAGUCAGUGGGUCAAAGGGUUGGAGCUGCAGCUGCCUUGGUGCAUAUUCAGAAACAUCCAAACAUUCCCGGACAAUAUUCCCUGUGUGUCGCCAACGUUGGGGACACUGAGGUGGUGUUGUGUCGUCAAAGCGGCCCCAUCUCUCUUACCCGUCAGUUUACCGUGUCGCAUGACAAAGAAGAGUGUCAGAGGGUCAUUAACUCUGAUGGCAUCAUCACUGAGGACGGUCGUAUUAGUGGUGUGACAUUCAACACUCGUCUGAUUGGCUGCAGCUACCUGUUCCCCCAGGUCAUCACUAGUCCCCACAUCACAUCCAUGACACUGACUUCAGAAGAUCAGAUGAUCAUCAUUGCCAAUCAGGGUCUCUGGAGAUACAUGUCACACGAGGAAGCUGUCCGUGAGGUCAUAGACAUCCCAGACCCUGUCAUUGCAGCCAAGAGACUACAGGAUCUAGCUCAGGGGUAUGGAUCUCGGGAGAAUAUUGGGAUCCUUGUGGUGAAGCUUCUGCUGUCAGAUGCAGAGAGGUUCAGGAUGACUGAGAUACUGCGGACUCAGAUGGCGAGUCAGAAGCAGUUGCUGAACAAACUGCGUGAGCAGGCCAAUGUAACCCAACUUCAUGCCAUCCCUGCAGUAGCAGAGUUGGGUGGAAUUGUCAUCGACAAAGCAGGAAGAGUCAAGAAACAUAGGGGAGAAAGGCCAAGUUUAAGUGUGAAGCCGACUCCUGCUCCAAAUAACAGGUAUCGGAAGAAGGAUGCAAAUCCAAAUUGGGAGACAGUACUCCAGAAACGGUUGGCUGAAGAGGUGAAGGACAAGGAAAUGCAGGAGAUGUUCAAAAUCACAGAGGAAGAUGACAUCCAGGAGGAUUCAGAGGAACCAAGAAGCAACUGGUCAACCCUGACCAAGAAGCGAGAGACAGCUUCUGAGAGUGCUGCUAUGAACCAGAAGCAGAUGGCAAUGCGAAACCCCAUCCCUUCAGCCAACACUUCUGCAGUGAAACCAAUGGUUCGGACAGAAUCCACAGACACCAUCACAUCACUGGAUGAGUUCUAUCGCCAGCCAAUUGUAACUGCAAACAUUGACAGAGAUGCCAUACUGUUUCAUCAGAUGCAGAUGGCAAGAGCUCAGAGCAUCAGUUCAAGCAGUCUAGAUUCAACUCAAUCUGACCCAAUGUAUGCCUCAGUGAGGGAAGUGUACAGAGGUCCUAGGGCUCCAUCUAGGAGUAUUGAAGUGCUGGUACACUCGCCAACUUCUGAUGAACAGAGACUUCAACCAGUGCGUGCACACCGUCGACCAGAGAAGGCAGUUGCUCCUCUACAAGUUGACCCUAAGGUGGAAAAGUCUCGGGGAGGAUGA